GGCGCAUCCAGAACCCCAAAUUUGCACGCCCUUUCGUCCAAUAGCGCCACAUAAAAAGCACCUCUUCUCGUCGCCUUCCUACUCCAAAACCCUAAUUCUUCGACCACAGACGUUGCACGAACAAUCAACUCAAAGACGAAUGGCGAAGCGAUUAAUUCCUUUCUUCAAUCGUGUCCUGAUCGAGAAAAUUGUUCCUCCUUCCAAAACCACCGCCGGCAUUCUUCUCCCAGAGAGCUCCACCAAGUUGAACUCCGGUAAGGUGGUUGCAGUGGGUCCUGGUGCACGGGAUAGAAACGGGAAUCUGAUUCCGGUCAGUGUGAAAGAAGGUGAUACCGUUCUUUUGCCUGAAUAUGGAGGCACGUCGGUGAAGCUUGGAGAGAAAGAGUUCCAUUUGUUUAGAGAUGAAGACAUUUUGGGAACUCUACAUGAUUGAUAGAUUCAUCCGACUCCAUGGUGUGGUCGGAUUGCGCUUUUUGCAAGAGGAGCUCAUUCUGGUACUCUGAGUUGAUUCUCUUCUCUUCCAUGUUGUAGCUUCUUAUUCACUGCAAUAAUGAAGGAUGCCAUCAUUUUAUGGUUAGUUUUCCAUUUGGAUAAAUCUUAAUGGAAACUCUUUUCAGUUCAUCGUUGCUUCUGUUGUGAUUCCUUAUCUUCAUUCAGCAUUUGUUUUGUUUUUCCAAUGGGUUGGAGGAAUAGAGAACUGUUGUAUUUGAUGGCUAAGGCUAUUUUGUAGGAAUUUUAACAUACGAUUAUGGAAAUAAGAUAGUUCUGAGUUGCUUCAA
Molecule: messenger RNA, 779 nt
Organism: Cucurbita pepo subsp. pepo (vegetable marrow)
Lineage: Eukaryota; Viridiplantae; Streptophyta; Magnoliopsida; Cucurbitales; Cucurbitaceae
Product: 10 kDa chaperonin, mitochondrial
Cellular component (GO): mitochondrion
Molecular function (GO): metal ion binding; protein-folding chaperone binding; ATP binding
Source: RefSeq, a predicted model, not a curated record